GUGUUCGCGGCCUCACGUGACGUCACACCCCAUCGCCGGAUCUGUACUCCACCCGCAGGAGCAGCCAUGAUGCAAGAAGGGCUGGAUGAUGGUCCCGAUUUCCUCUCUGAAGAGGACAGAGGACCAAGGGCUGUUAAUGUGGACCUUCAGACCGAUGCUACGUUACAAGUGGACAUUUCCGAUGCUCUGAGUGAGAGAGACAAAGUGAAAUUCACCGUCCAUACAAAGAGCACUCUUCCCAACUUCAAGCAGAAUGAGUUCUCUGUGGUGAGACAACAUGAAGAGUUCAUCUGGCUUCAUGACUCCUUUGUGGAGAAUGAGGAAUAUGCUGGGUUUAUUAUCCCACCUGCUCCUCCGAGACCAGACUUUGAUGCCUCACGAGAGAAGCUGCAGAAGCUGGGUGAGGGUGAAGGCUCCAUGACCAAGGAGGAAUUCACUAAAAUGAAACAGGAACUUGAGGCCGAAUACUUGGCCAUCUUCAAGAAGACUGUGGCGAUGCACGAGGUCUUCCUCUGCCGUGUUGCUGCACAUCCUGUCCUACGGAAAGACUUAAACUUUCAUGUUUUCUUAGAGUACAACCAAGAUCUAAGUGUACGAGGCAAAAACAAGAAAGAGAAACUGGAGGACUUUUUCAAGAAUGUGGUGAAGUCUGCAGAUGGAGUACUAGUGGCAGGUGUGAAGGAUGUAGAUGACUUCUUUGAACACGAGAAGACAUUCCUCUUAGAGUACCAUAACCGCGUCAAGGAUGCCUCCAUCAAGUCUGACAGAAUGAUCAGGUCUCACAAAAGUGCUGCAGAAGACAUCAACAGAAUUGCCUCCACACUGUACGCUUUAGGGACCCAGGACUCAACGGACAUGUGCAAAUUUUUCUUGAAAGUGUCCGAGCUUUUUGAGAAAACGCGGAAAAUCGAAGCACGAGUUGCUGCUGAUGAGGACCUAAAACUUGCUGACUUGUUGAAGUAUUACCUCCGGGAGUCACAAGCUGCCAAGGACCUGCUCUACAGACGAGGAAGGGCAUUAGUUGAUUAUGAGAAUGCAAACAAAGCUCUGGACAAAGCCAGGGCUAAAAACAAAGAUGUCCUUCAGGCAGAAACCACCCAGCAGGUUUGCUGUCAGAAGUUUGAGAAAAUCUCAGAAUCGGCUAAACAAGAACUGGUAGAUUUCAAAACAAGAAGAGUAGCAGCCUUCAGAAAGAACUUGGUAGAACUUGCUGAGCUUGAACUCAAACAUGCUAAGGGUAAUCUCCAGCUGUUGCAAAGCUGCUUGGCCGUUCUAAAAGGGGACACUUAAGACCCUAAACUGAGGUUCACUAGGGCUUUCCCUGUUUGGUCCUGUCUUAUUGGGAGGAUGGAGGAGAAGAGAGCGUAUACUUGGGGUCUGUUUAUCAAGAAACAGUACGUAUCACUGUUUGUAUCACUACCUGAGACAUCAUACUCCCUCCACUACCCCCUUAAACUGACAUGGCCCACUGUGGAAGAUUCCCCAAGUCCACACAGCACAAGAAUCUACAACUUCAUCUAAUCAUGUCUUGUUACUUCUGAUUUUUUUUUUUUAAGUUUUUCAUGGGAGUCGCUACAUCAGCAUAUACACAGUGAUGUCUACUUGUUUUUCUAUCUCUUGUUCAUUUUUUUGCUUAUUGUAAUCUUUAGUUUGGAUAAUCCUUUUGUAUGGAUGAUGCUCAGUUGACUUGUUCAAAUCGAGCUAAUCAUAUAAUUAAACCGUAUGUUCACUCAAAGCCUUGUACAUGUUGUAUUAGUUUCCAUUGUACUGCUAUUGAUCAGCUUAAUCUGACUUUUUUUUUUAUCCUCCUAUCGCAAAUUCAAAUCAUUUAUUCUUUUUCAUUCCUGAUCGUUGUUUGCCUUAAUAUAUAUACACUAAUGUCAUAUUGUUAAAAUUUAAAACUGAAAACAUUUUCCCCCAGGCUUUUUUAGUGCACUGUAUAUGAAUGUGUAUUUUUCACAGUAUGUGACCAAAGCUUCCAUUUAUUCUGAUGGAGGAACGUUGACAGAAAUGGUAAUACAGAUGCUACAGUGGUGGACAUGAGAAAAAAACAAAUAAACUGUUUACCUUA
Neoarius graeffei (lesser salmon catfish) is the source of this 2071-nucleotide messenger RNA. It is a transcript of the gene snx6, whose product is annotated as sorting nexin 6. The transcript is spliced from 14 exons. Gene Ontology annotation, molecular function: phosphatidylinositol binding. NCBI's taxonomy places the organism in Eukaryota, Metazoa, Chordata, Actinopteri, Siluriformes, Ariidae. Bases 67 to 1290 code for a protein of 407 amino acids. The record is from RefSeq and is a predicted model, not a curated record. Gene Ontology annotation, cellular component: endosome.